Messenger RNA from Oreochromis aureus, 1196 nucleotides. RefSeq names its product granzyme K-like. The record is from RefSeq and is a predicted model, not a curated record. Gene Ontology annotation, molecular function: serine-type endopeptidase activity. The transcript is spliced from 5 exons. Bases 69 to 833 code for a protein of 254 amino acids. Gene Ontology annotation, biological process: proteolysis. NCBI's taxonomy places the organism in Eukaryota, Metazoa, Chordata, Actinopteri, Cichliformes, Cichlidae.
UCAGCUCAGCAGGUAAAGCUGAGCAUCACAGUGAGUUCUCAUUCAACAGGUCAAAGAGGGAAGAAGAAAUGUCCUGCCUGAAGAAUUUCACUGUUGUCAUCUCAUGUGUGCUCCUCUUCAUCAUCCAGCCAGGUCGUGGUUCUGAGAUUAUUAACGGGAAAGAAGUCGAGCCACACUCACUGCCUUUCAUGGCUUAUGUGACAAGUCCAGAUUCUUUCUGUGGGGGGACAUUGAUCCAUCCACAGUGGGUCCUGACAGCUGCCCACUGCACUGGCAUUAAUAAGGUGACGUUGGGAGCACACUCAAUCAAGAAACGGGAAGAAAAUUCUAAACAGAUCCGAGACGUUGUGACACACGUUCCUCAUCCCGACUACACCAGUGUAGUUCUGGGCAACGACCUCAUGUUGCUCAAGCUCGACAAACCAGCGAAGAAAACCAGGGCAGUCAAAUGUCUCAAGUUACGAGCAGCCAAAGACCCGGCAGCUGGCAGCACGUGUCUGGUGGCCGGAUGGGGAAUAACUGAAAACAACCAAACAUCAGACGUCCUCAUGUCUGUCAAUGUGACUGUGGUGGACAGACAGACGUGCAACUCUCGUGAUUAUUACAACCACAGACCUGAGAUCACCAGAGACAUGAUAUGUGCUGGUUCAGAUGGUACAAACGUCGCUGAUACCUGUCAGGGGGAUUCAGGAGGGCCGCUGUUGUGCGAUGGAGCGCUGGUUGGAGUCACUUCUUUUGGAGCAGGUUGUGGUGUCAUUAAAAAACCUGGAAUCUACUCGUUUGUCUCAAGGAAACAACGAAAGUGGAUCAAGGAAACAUUAAAGUCAGCUUAAAUGUCAUGAAAGCACAGGCAAGAAUCUCUACGAGCAAGAUGAGAACCUUUGAUGGUUUCAUGUUAAAUCUCUCGGUGCUGUAGACCUUUAUCCAUUUUAUCUUUUCUCAUUUUUCAGUUUGUGCUAGCUUGCUCACAUUCUGCACAUAGCGGUCCUGUCAUGGUCCUCCUUUCCACUGCAGGAAAGGCGGGAACAUUAACUGGACUGACCUGAACACGUUUUUUUAGCCAUUCAGUAUAAAAAAGGCACAGCCACUGUGAUGGUUUAGGGAUGACUGUUGUUCUUUUUAGCUAAAAUAACGAUUUGUCCUGAUACAUUUUCUAUUUUUUCUACUUUCUAAUAAAGCUCGUGGCUCUUCUUUUA